AUGGCACCUAGACCUCCUCCUCCUCAUAUUCCGAAUCCUGAUAAUCCUCACUUGGUGGGAGCGAUUGAGGCUAUGAUCGCAGUCUUGCAGCAACAAAAUGCCAAUAUGAUGAAUCAGCAGAAUCUAGCCUUGCAACAAAUGGAGUCUGCUAGGCUAGCAGUAGAGGCAACACAACAGAGACACUUAGAGGCUUUACAUCAAUUGGGGGAAAACCGUUCAGCAGCUGGCUCCUCCCAAGCUCCACCACCCCGGGUACAAGAAUGGAGUUUGGAGGAUUUCUUACAGCAUCAUCCAUCCCGCUUCGAUGGCAAGACUAGCCCGGAUGAAGCCGACCAGUGGAUGCGAGACAUGGAACGGAUUUAUGAUGCUAAGCGGUGUCCUACAGAAAACAGAUUGGCUUAUACUGAGUACCUUCUUGCUGGAGAAGCCGUUCAUUGGUGGUCUAGCAUGAAGAUGAUGUUGGAGGAUAGUCAGGACCCCAUCUCUUGGGAGUUGUUUAAGAAGAAAUUCUAUGCUGAAUAUUUCCCAGAUAGUGUGAGAUAUGCCAAGGAGGUUGAGUUCCUACAACUGAUGCAAGGGAACAUGUCGGUAUUUGAAUAUGCUGAGAAAUUUAAACAUCUAGGCAGAUUUCAUACCUUGAAGAUGGCUGAAGACUGGCAAUGCAGAAAGUUUGAAAAUGGGUUGAGGGGAGAUCUCAAACUCAUGGUGGCCCCACUCUCGAUUAAAGAAUUUUCGGCCUUGGUGGAGAAGGCACGAGUGAUGGAGAAGCUUAAGGCUGAGGUUGAAGCACAACAGCGACCCCAACAGAAGGUGGGAGGAUCAUCAGUGUCCAUGAGCAGACAUGAGGACAGGGGGAAACCAUACUCCAGGCCUCAGCCUCAGGGGCCUAGGAGGCCUACUCACCAGCCUCAGCAGUUUCAGCCCCAUAGGGCACAGUGCUUUCUUUGUGGAGGACCCCAUAUGAAGAAUGCUUGCCCUCGGAUCUCUAGCAGGAGGACGUGCCACGGUUGUGGCAAGGAGGGUCAUUUCAUCAGGGAUUGUCCUAUCAACAGGAAUGCAUCGCUGAGACCUUCAUCACAGUCUCAGCCGCAGCAGUCCAGGGGAGGAGCUACGCACUCCUUCGUGUCGGAGUCUAAAGUGCUUGAGUUGGGUCUUCCGGUGAGGGAGCUCCAGUUUGACCUGGUAGUAUCCACGCCUGCUUCUGCGAUAGUCAGGACCUCGACCUUGUGCACGAGGUGUUUGAUAGAAGUUGAGGGCGCAAAUACAGAGUGA
Vigna unguiculata (cowpea) is the source of this 1272-nucleotide messenger RNA. RefSeq lists its product as uncharacterized. The record is from RefSeq and is a predicted model, not a curated record. Lineage: Eukaryota; Viridiplantae; Streptophyta; Magnoliopsida; Fabales; Fabaceae. Gene Ontology annotation, molecular function: nucleic acid binding; zinc ion binding.